Adineta ricciae is the source of this 849-nucleotide messenger RNA. NCBI's taxonomy places the organism in Eukaryota, Metazoa, Rotifera, Eurotatoria, Adinetida, Adinetidae. The record is from the annotation of a GenBank genome assembly.
AUGAAUAUGAAUUAUCCAUUAUUUGUUGAAUCAAAUCAUACAACAAUUUAUAAAGCAUGUCGUCCGGGGUAUCCAAAAGAACUUUAUAAUCGAAUAUUGCAGUUUUAUUUCGAUAGAACCGAUACUGAUGAAAUUAAUCAAAAAAUUCCAUUAGCUGUCGAUAUUGCUUGUGGUAGUGGACAAGCUACAGUUGAUUUGAGUUCUUAUUGUCAUCAUGUAAUUGGUAUUGAUGGUAGUGAAAAUCAAUUAAAACAAGCAUCAUUCAAAGAUAAUAUCGAAUAUCAUUGUUCGAAUGCAGAAAAUUUAACAUUUUUGCCAUCAAAUUCAGUUGAUCUUGUAACGGUAGCAACAGCAUUACAUUGGUUUGAUAUUGAAACAUUUUUUCAACAAGUUGAUCGUAUUCUAAAACCAAAUAGCGGUGUUUUAAGUAUUUGGGGCACUGGUAUGCCAUCAUUAAAUAAUUUGAAGGCUAAUGAAACACUAAAUAAUUUUUGUCAAAAUGAUCUUAAAAAUUGUUGGAGUGAUCGGGCAUAUUUGGUGAUAAAUCAAUAUGAAUCUAUACUUGAUAAGUUUCCAUAUCAACAAACAAGAAUCAAACAUAUUAUUGAAUAUCAACGAGAAAUGUCUAUUCUUGAAUUUGUCAAUUUUAUUGAAACAUGGAGUCCAUGUCAAAAAUAUCGGGAAAUUUAUGGAGGCGACAAAUUAAAAGAAUUAUUAAAAAUGUUUUUGAAUAAUUUGGUCCAAUGUUAUAAUGAAUCAACAAAUGAAAUUGACAAUACUAUUGAUAAUCAAAUGAUCAUUGUUGAAUGGAUAAUACAUUUACAUUUAAUGAAAAAAAACAAUCGAUAA